CACUCCACUUGCGUCCUGGCAACAACUCGGCUAGCUCCACAGGGACAGGGUAGCAGUAGCAUGUUGGGCGCGCAAAGAGAAGCCAGCCGCACCAUAUAAGCCAGGAGGAGGACGCGCCGCUGUUCCUGCCCGCUUACCUAAUACCUAGCCGCCAACAGCAUUCUGCUUGCUCGCUCUGAUCGCCUCUGCCAUACGCCCGUGAUCUGCUCCGCUGCUAGGCUCGCUUCUCCGUCGCUGCGCGCGCCGACGAGACGACCCGCCCGGCCGCUCUGCUAGCCGUGUGCUCCGGAUCGACGAUGCGUGCGCCGGCGGGGAGGAGGCGCGACGAGGCCACUCACUUUGUCAUGAGCGAUUUUGCGCUAAGCAACGACCACGCCAUGCUGCUCCAUGGCCAUGGCCGCGACAAAUCGAACGUCACCUACCCGGCCCAUCCGUCCGUGUUCCCGGCAAAUCCAAGACCCAUGCAGGGAGGUGGCUUCAACGAAUCACCACGCCAAACGAGGAGUUUCUGUGCACACACAGCUCGGAAGAACGACGCUGCUGUCCUCCCGAUAAUACAUCAAAUGCGUGCAGGUACUGAAGCAAAACUCUUCUCCGCUGACGGAUACGCUGGAAUCCGCAACGUUUCGGACGUUUUCUGCCCACCAGAAUGGGGCCAUACUGGGCGAGCACUGGAUGAUCAGCACAAGAACAAGGAGAGUGAUCUGCUUCUCUUCGACUGGCCUGAACUGGAUGACUUGGAGGAUCUCCAGACAAACCUGAGAAAACUCGAUUCGGCGUUUGAGCUAGGGAGCGACUAUUUCGAUGUCCCGAUGUGGCCUUCGAUUUGCUCGCCGGACGUUCAGCUUGUGCUGAGCAGCUACUUUGACAACCCCCAUCCGUCGACUAAUCCUGACACCAACGGUCAGCAGCCAUCCAGGAAGAAAGGAAAGGAGACGCCACUGAACUCGUCUUCCUCCUCCGUGGAGAUGGAGCAUUUCCCGCGGCUGUCAGACGCCGACCUCCUCUGCCCCUUCGACUUCCAUGACAUGCUCGUCCCAACAUCCUCCAGCGUCAUGUGCAACGACGAGAUCAUGUCUUCCUCCGCUGCUCGCUCCAGCCCAGACGAUCUCGUCUCGGCCUACGCUUCGACGAAGAAUAAUCAGCCGCGUGCGACUCCGGACAUGAUCCUGGACGAGAUGGCCGGGAACCCGCUGGAGAUGUACUUCCCUCCGCUGGCGACGUGCGAGCAGCCUCAAGUGCCGAUGAGUGGCACCGCCUCGACGCUCGCCGGCGACGGUGCUCUGAACGGUGCAGCCUUGCAGUCCGGCUCUAGGGGGAGGAGGGGUUCGGGAGGGGUGCGUGAGAAGGCUCGCCCGUCGUCGGUUCCGGAGGCCGCGCCGGCGCCGGUGAGGCAUCUCGGGUUCCAGAAGCUUCAGGAAGGCUUGAAUCAGUUGGAUGUGGGAACCAAGGCGUGCAUCAGAGACGCCCUGUACCGGCUGGCCUACAGCGUGGAGCACAGACAACAGGUGGUAGAACCGAAUGUGGGUUCCUCGGCUGCAAACAGGCUCAGCACAUCGAGCGUGUGGGCGGAGACCGAGAGGAGCCCCAUGGAUCGCUCCGUGGCGCAGCUUCUUCUGAAGAAGCCGCUGGAUCAGAGGACGGCGAAUCGUGCCGCGUGAUAAUAUCAUCGUUCCCAUUAAUUCUGAUUCUGCUGCAGAGUAUGUGUAAAUGUGGUACGUAUGAUGCAGUCCAGCCUUUGACAGUC
Molecule: messenger RNA, 1747 nt
Organism: Triticum aestivum (bread wheat)
Lineage: Eukaryota; Viridiplantae; Streptophyta; Magnoliopsida; Poales; Poaceae
Exons: 7
Coding region: 297-1661 (454 amino acids)
Biological process (GO): regulation of DNA-templated transcription; circadian rhythm
Source: RefSeq, a predicted model, not a curated record